CAAAACAUGGCCAUGUGAUGUGCUGUGAUAAUCUGAUAAGAGUAACACUUUUUUAAUUAUGCCCUGUGCACAAUGUUCAUCACUCAGGAAGAAUUUUAAACACUACCAGUAAAUCAAGUUAAAUUAUUUUUGAUUGAUUGCCACCAUUCCAGUUUUAUGAGAAUGGCAUUCUUCGGGAAUAGUGUGAAACAUAUCUCAGUUUUGAACUCUUGGUGUAAUCAAACUCGAUGUCGGUUCAAAUCAAUCCAUUCAAAAAUUUCAGAAAUUUUCUCUGCACCACCAUCCAACACUCCAGCAGUUAUAAAGACUCUAUGUUGCAGGGAUGGGUGAAAUCUGUCCGGAAAAUGAAAGGAAUGAUUUUCCUGGAUGUAAAUGAUGGCUCUACCUGUCAUAAAUUACAAAUCGUUGCAUCGAAAACAACUGUACCAAAGAAUUUAUCGUAUGGCUGUUCAAUAGUUGCUUGUGGGCCAGUAAUCCUCAAUCCCCAAAAUCAGCUUGAAUUAAGAGCAGAAGAACUUAGUGUGGUAGGAUCAUGUGACUUGACUAAUGGGUACCCAUUUCUUCCUAGGAAAUCCUAUGAUGCAGAAUACGUAAGGCAAUAUCUACAUCUACGGCCACGGACAAACUCUUUCAGCUCUCUCCUGCGUUUACGGCAUCAUGCCUCCUGGACUCUGCGGCAGUAUUUGAAUAUGAAUGGAUACAUCGAAGUUCACACACCUGUACUAACAUCCAAUGAUUGUGAAGGUGCUGGAGAAACAUUUUUUGUCAAACCUAACUGCAAAGCGACACUAGAGGCAAUGGCCUCUCCUGGACAAUCUGAAGAUGAAGUGUUUUUCAAAAGGAAGGCCUAUUUGUCAGUCUCAGGACAGCUUCAACUAGAAAUAAUGGCAAGGAGUUUGAGUAACGUUUACAGUUUUGGGCCUAUUUUUCGAGCAGAAAAUUCUAAAUCUCGGCUACAUCUCUCUGAAUUUUACAUGUUAGAAGUAGAAAAAGCAUUCCUAGACUCCAUGAAUGAAUUGCUUGAAAUCAUGGAAAAAUUGCUGAAGUCAGUUCUCAGCACUGUGUUUGAAAAUCAUAGAGAAGAAAUUGAACAUUAUCGCAAAAUGGUAAACUGUGCUGAUUAUACUGAUGUAGAAAACAUCAUCAGUAAACCGUUUCAAGUCUUAACAUUCGAUGAAGCCAAACAAAUACUGCGAGAUCAUAGUGGACAAUUCCAAGAACCUUUGCUUGAAAAAGAAGGAUUCACAAAAGAGCAUGAAUUGUUUUUGGUUAAAUUAAACAACAAUGUUCCUGUUUUCAUCGUGGAAUGGCCUGCACACAUGAAACCAUUUUAUAUGAAAGCCUCGACCCACUCUCCAGAAAAGGUUUUGGCUGUGGAUUUAUUGUGCCCAGUGGUUGGUGAACUUUGCGGAGGUAGUUUAAGAGAAGACGAUUGCUCAAUACUUGAAGAAAGAAUGCAAAAAUUGAAUCUAACAGAGAGUCUUGAUUGGUAUUUAGAUAUCAGAAAAUAUGGUAAUGUACCCUCAGGAGGUUUUGGUUUAGGCUUUGAGCGUUUUCUGCAAAUGGCCCUUGGCGUUUCAAACAUCAAAGAUGCAAUACCAUUUCCUAGAUGGCCCAAAAAUUGUAAAUUUUGAUUAAAUUCGUUCUUUCUCUGUAUAGUUUGCAAGUAUGUCAGUUGAUUCUGGCCUUAUCUUUCGCUGACUAUCAAUUGGACCGAGUUUAUCAUAAAUUAAGACUAGGUGCUGAACUAAUGAGUAAGACGGUAUGGAAAGAGGUGUUGUGUCAUUUGUCUCUCCUGUUUUCAUUACGCUUGAGGAAUCUUUAAAAAGUAAUAUUGAAACAAGAUUUCAAGCAUUCCGGGUAGAAACGUAGAGAGUCCAUUAAGACAAAAAGCCGAUAGCCAUAUAUCUAUUAGUUCCCUUCCUUCCUUCGGCCGAAGGUGCCAGUGUUGCAUCGUGAACUCAGUCUUGUAUACUUCAUCAUACCUGUACAAGCUUGUGGAGUACUCAAAAUCAAACAACACUGCAUUAUUGGCUUGUUCUCUUUAACAAGCUUUAGCCUAGCCCUCAUACCUAUCAAACACGGUCAGGGUAACAACUCCAAAGCUGCUUUGUGAAUCAAGGCAGGUAUCCCCCCUCCAUGUCCUGCUGCUCUGUUAGAGAAGUCUUAAGCGGAGAAGUCUCCCUCCAACAGGCCCUAGGUAUUUCAAUUACCUUCCAAACUCAAGUGGAAAGGUCACCUCAUUUAGUCAUCCCAUUUGCUGAGUAAAAGUAAAAAAGAUCUGUCCAAUUAGCCAUUGGCAGUAUAGUUCCCUCCCCAUCGAUUUCCAGAAGAUAUGUACCUAGUAUCAAUUUGCAAUUGAACUGCAUGAAGCAGCUGCUAAAUACAAUUUAUAAUUUUGUAUCUGUAGCAUACCAUUGAUUUUUAAGUCUUGUGUAUGGAAAUCCAAGGACAUCUCAAUAAACCUUUAAUAACUGUU
Messenger RNA from Bemisia tabaci, 2479 nucleotides. RefSeq names its product asparagine--tRNA ligase, mitochondrial (gene AsnRS-m). Gene Ontology annotation, cellular component: mitochondrion. Gene Ontology annotation, biological process: asparaginyl-tRNA aminoacylation. Lineage: Eukaryota; Metazoa; Arthropoda; Insecta; Hemiptera; Aleyrodidae. Gene Ontology annotation, molecular function: asparagine-tRNA ligase activity; nucleic acid binding; ATP binding. The record is from RefSeq and is a predicted model, not a curated record.